UAGGCAUGCGCGCACCGCUGGAAAAACAUCUACUACGAGACAGAGUACAUCCUGCCCCACGGCUUCUGCAACAUCAUUCCCCCCAACCUGCAGCCCAACGGGAGGAAGCUCUUCCCCUGCUAUGAAGAGUACAAGAAGAAGUACGGGGAGGAGCACGGCUCAUGCCAGGCAGGGAUUGCAGGCUUCUUCACUGAGGAGCUGGUCAUCAUGGGGGCACCAGGAUCUUAUUAUUGGACAGGAACUGUCAAAGUACUGAAUCUCACUGACAACAUGUAUUACAAGCUGAAUGAUGAUGCGGUGAUAGCCAGGCGGUACACGUACCUUGGAUAUGCGGUGACAGCAGGUCAUUUCUCUCAGCCGACUACCACGGACAUUGUAGGAGGAGCUCCCCAGGAUGGAGGCAUCGGAAAGGUUUAUAUUUUCAGAACAGACAGACGAUCAGGCUCUCUAAUAAAGAUUUUUCAGGCUUCAGGAAAAAAGAUGGGCUCUUACUUUGGCUCCUCCUUAUGUGCAGUUGAUCUCAACUCUGAUGGGUUGUCAGACCUGCUGGUCGGAGCACCUAUGUUUUCUGAGAUCAGAGAUGAGGGUCAAGUCACAGUCUAUAUCAACAGAGGAAACGGAGUGCUGGAAGAGCAGCUCGUCCUGGAAGGUGAUGGCGCCUACAAUGCACACUUUGGGGAGAGCAUGGCCGUCCUCGGCGACAUCGAUGACGACGGCUUCCCAGAUGUUGCCAUUGGAGCGCCUAAGGAGGAUAACUACAUAGGAGCAGUGUACAUUUACCAUGGGGCCGCCAAUGGUAUUGUACCUCAGUACUCUAUGAAGCUGUCUGGGCAAACAAUAAGCCCAAUGCUGCGGAUGUUCGGUCAGUCUAUAUCAGGGGGAGUCGAUAUGGAUGGCAAUGGUUAUCCAGAUAUGACUGUUGGAGCCUUCUUGUCAGACAGUGUGGUACUUCUGAGAUCCAGGCCUGUCAUUACCAUGGACGUCUCCAUUUUCCUGCCUGCGUCCAUCAAUAUCACAGCUCCUCAGUGCCAUGAUGGCUUGCAGCCGGUGAACUGCCUCAAUGUCACAGCCUGCUUUCGCUUCAGUGGCAAGCGUGUUCCUGGAGAAAUAGGUUUGAAUUAUAACUUGACUGCUGAUGUGGCAAAGAAGGAAAAGAGCCAGCAACCCAGAGUUUACUUUGUGAUUUCUGGAGAGUCAGCGGGGCAGAUCAUAGAGAAGUUACAACUGUCGUACAUGCAGGAAAAGUGUGAGCACUACCUAGCAUAUGUCAAG
Messenger RNA from Cariama cristata (Red-legged seriema), 1272 nucleotides. RefSeq names its product integrin alpha-9-like. The transcript has 12 exons. Gene Ontology annotation, cellular component: external side of plasma membrane; integrin complex. The record is from RefSeq and is a predicted model, not a curated record. The annotation marks the transcript as partial. NCBI's taxonomy places the organism in Eukaryota, Metazoa, Chordata, Aves, Cariamiformes, Cariamidae. Gene Ontology annotation, biological process: cell-cell adhesion; cell adhesion mediated by integrin; integrin-mediated signaling pathway. Gene Ontology annotation, molecular function: integrin binding.